This is a messenger RNA of Phytophthora sojae, 4615 nucleotides long. RefSeq lists its product as hypothetical. Lineage: Eukaryota; Oomycota; Peronosporomycetes; Peronosporales; Peronosporaceae. Gene Ontology annotation, cellular component: cytoplasm. Gene Ontology annotation, molecular function: pyruvate kinase activity; magnesium ion binding; potassium ion binding. The transcript has a single exon. The coding region runs from base 1073 to 2590 and encodes 505 amino acids. The record is from RefSeq and is a predicted model, not a curated record. Gene Ontology annotation, biological process: glycolytic process.
GUUGGCACUUCAUUUUUUCGUCCCGAUAGUUGCACGACAGAGUCUGUAGCAGACGAGAACAGAGCCUGUAGCAGACGAGAAUAAACCGCCACGAGCAACGAAAGAUGCUAACACGCGCCUUGAACUGCUAUCUCCGUACAAAAUCAUUAUACAGCUCUCAUCAAAUAGCGUAGCGCACCAGAGUUGAGGCCUUAUUAGCUUGAAGACCAACAGUAUCGCAGAAUGGUUCUGAUGUUACCAGUGCCACCGUUUGCUAUGUAUGAAGCGAUACGACUGAAAGCGCAAACUUCAGUUGAGUCUGAAUCAUGAGAUCCACGAACUUUGGCUUCGAUCUCCAGAAGUGCCUCAUCGUCACUGCAUGCUUUCAGCCCGAGCACUAUUAUAAGAACAAGUCCUGGGGGCAAAGAUGCUCGGUGUGCCUCAACGCGCACUGCGUUGAGCCUCGGUCGCAAUAUGACCAACAUCACCAGACGCUGUCGAACACCGCGUCUUAUUAGCUCGCAACGACAUGUCGUUAUUCCGAUCUUACCGCCCAAAUUGAGCCAGCUGAAGCGAGUGAGUGAUGUCACGGCUAAAAGCGGCCAUGCUAGUACGUGCGCGUGAUCGAUGGACCGGGCAUGGGAUCGAAGCCGCGCUCUCGAUCUCAUGGCCUCGUGGCCUCACUUUAGCUUCAUUGACAAGAAUAGCUUCGUCUCUGCGCGCCAAGUUGAACCGAACCGAACCGCUCAAGAUCCACAGUCUGUCGCGGUAAUGCGCCUCACGCACCCGUCUGCACCAAGCAGCCAAAGAUGUCGAGCCCCAGAGCUCAUUUAGCAACACACGAGAGAGAAACCACCACCCGCGACGGAGCAAGGCAAGCAAGCGAGGUAAAAAUGGCGACACGCAGCUGCUGGUGACGGCCGAGAUGCUCGUGGCUUCCGCCUUCCAGAUCCAUUUUGGACGUGGACAUGGGCGGCGGUGUGGCAUCUCGGCCAGUCGGACCAGGGCGCUGUUACAGUGCGGCCGCGUUGAUUCUUCCUCCCCAGCGGCGAAGGAGAUCUCCUAACGACAUGUCUGAUUGUAUCUUGUAGCCAUGUCGGGAGCACUAGGACUGAGUCAGCAGGGCGUCGAGCUCGAGAGCAUCAUGCGCAGCGUGGAGGGCGUGGAGCGCAAGACGCGCAUCUUCUGCACGCUGGGCCCGUCCUGCUGGUCCGAGGAAGGGCUGGGCGAGCUCAUUGACGCCGGCAUGAACGUGGCCCGCUUCAACUUCUCGCACGGAGACCACGCCAGCCACGCCGAGACGCUCAACCGGCUGCGCGCGGCGCUGGCUUCGCGCCCGCACAAGAACGUGGCCAUCAUGCUGGACACGAAGGGCCCCGAGAUCCGCACGGGCUUCCUGGCCAACAAGGACAAGGUGACCAUCAAGAAGGGCUCCACGCUGGAGCUCACGACGGACUACGAGUUCCUGGGCGACGAGAACAAGAUCGCCUGCUCGUAUCCUGAGCUCCCCCAGUCUGUGAAGGUCGGCGGCUCAAUCCUCGUGGCCGACGGCUCGCUGGUGCUCACGGUCACGGAGAUCAAGGAGGACGGUGUCGUGACGCGGGCCAACAACUCGGCCACGCUGGGCGAACGCAAGAAUAUGAACCUACCGGGCUGCAAGGUGACGCUGCCGACGCUGACGGAGAAGGACGAGGACGACCUCGUGAAUUUCGGCCUGGUGCACGGCGUCGACUACAUUGCUGCGUCGUUCGUGCGCACGGCCCAGGAUAUCGACAACAUUCGUGAGGUGCUUGGCCCUCGCGGACGCGCUAUCAAAAUUAUCGCUAAGAUCGAGAGUCAGGAAGGACUCGAGAACUUCGACGAGAUCCUGGCCAAGACGGACGGCGUCAUGGUUGCCCGCGGCGACUUGGGCAUGGAAAUCCCGCCUGAGAAGGUGUUCCUGGCCCAGAAAAUGAUGAUCCGCAAGGCCAACAUCGCUGGUAAGCCGGUUGUGACGGCCACGCAGAUGCUGGAGUCGAUGAUCAAGGCUCCUCGCCCGACCCGUGCCGAGUGCACGGAUGUGGCCAACGCCGUGCUUGACGGCACGGACGCCGUGAUGCUUUCAGGCGAGACUGCUAACGGUGACUACCCCACUGAGGCCGUCUCGAUGAUGUCGAAGAUCUGCGUGCAGGCUGAGGGCGCCAUCCACUAUAACGAGCUGUACCAGGCGCUGCAUAACUCGGUGCUCGACACCUACGGCCAGAUGGAUACACAGGAGGCCAUUACGUCGUCUGCGGUGAAGACAGCCAUCGACAUCAACGCGAAGAUGAUCGUGGUGCUGACGGAGUCGGGCAACACGGCCCGCUUGGUGUCCAAGUUCCGUCCUUCCAUGCCGGUGCUGGUGCUGACGGCUUUGGGUGGCGCCGCCCGCCAGGCGGAGGGGUUCUACAAGGGCGUCACCGCUCGCUGCAUGGGCUCCAUGAUCGGCACGGACUCCAUCCUGUUCCGCGCGACCGAUCUGGGCAAGCAGUUCGGCUGGGUGAAGCCUGGUGACAACGUCGUCGCCCUCCACGGUAUGGUGGAGGCCCGCUCGGGCUCGACGAACAUGCUCAAGGUGCUGACGGUGGAGUAAGCACGCAGCAUCUCGCCCCCAACCUGUCCAUCGGGCUCUUAUCAGACAGUGUUGAGGCCGCAACAAACAAACAAACUAUUCACAGCACAGACGCUAAAGCAAGACAAUGUAGCUUCACUAUUCCAUCAAAUGUGCUGGGUGUUGACGAUCGCGUUUGGUUCGUCUGCAGACACGAACACCAAAAUUGAGGUCGCACACGACUGUCUGCCGUGUAAUAGGAUGCGGUGCAGCCUCAUCAAGAGCGUAUUGCGUGCUGAGGAAGCCGCUUCCAUGGCUUGGAACCGGAAGUGCCGGCGGAAUCUCCGCAGCGCAGUACGUAGAUCUCGCAGUCAUCAUGGCACCCCACGUUCGAAAUCAAGUUGUCGCCUUGAACGUUCGGCGCCAGAGCUAAGGCUGCGAAUGAUGCCAGGCCCCCGGCUCCGCUUGCGUCGGCAACACUCGACCAUUUCCAGUUUGCCUCGGCAGUCGAAUAGACCAUCAAUGGGGAAGACGAAGACGAAGAGUGGACUGCGGGGGGUGGCUCCACAGGUAACAGCUACAGCUACAGCUACAGCUACAGCUACAGCUACAGCUCUGACCGUGCUCGUUGCGUUACUCUGCUGCAGCUAACUCGUCCAUUGCUGCAGGAACCCAUCGAAUCCAAGCCUCCUUGCGACCAGGCCAAGCUCCGCGCCGACCUCUCCACGUACAUGGACGUCUCGGGCCAACUCCGAGCGAAGCGCAAGGAAAUGUACGAGGCCGACAGAUGCGGGACACUCAAAGACCGACAAGCGCUCGACAUGUCCGUCGAGGUGGCCAAACUAAAGCGCUUGAGCGACAGGCUGCGCCUGUCCGUCUGCGAGCAGCUCCGCUCGUUCAUCGAGGAGAUCCACAGCCACCUGACCGCCUCCCCGGACGAAGCUGCAGGCAGCGACUUGGACUCGCGUGACAAGAGCAGCAGGAUCUCAGUCGAGCUGGCGGACAAGUGCGUCGAGUUGCUGCACAGCGUCACCAUCACGGCGAUCAAGGAGGAGAUCUUCGAGGCCAAGCGGCUGCUGCACAACCUCCAGCUCCGCGACGGAAGGAGCGCCGUGUACGUGAUGGUGCGCAGUCGCUAUCGAGUGCGACCGCGGUCGUGGUGAGCCAGUGUCGGUAGACAGUGAGUAGAGCGCAAAGCAACUGCCUCCAUUAUUGCCUUUCAAGAUACAAGUUGAAGUAAGAGUGAUGGUCGCCUAGUUUCCCUUUGGCUUCCGCACUCGUGGGCUCCAUCCGCACUCUUGGUUUUGCCUUCUCCCCCAACAAGCAGUGCACGGCCACACGGACCCAACACCAUGGACACGGGGAUCCAGCACCAGCUGCAAGACGCGCGAGGCGACGGCCGCGACGCCGUGCGCCAGAAGCUCCUGCGGGUCAUCGAGUUCCACGAGAUCGUCGGCCGCGAGAUGCGCAGUGUCGGCUCGCACGCGACGAUGGCGGCGGCCAGCAAGCGCCUCAUGAGCUUCUUGCGUCACCUCGCCGAGGAGACGGCGAACCAGGUGCUGGAAGAUGAGGCCGCUGCUGAAGAUGGGGCUCUAGUGGGCUCGGAGCGCGACGACGAGCUUGCUGCGGCUCCUGCCGUCGACAGGACCAUGGAGAGAGCCGUCGACAUCUCGAAGCAGUCGCUCGUGCUCUUCGACGACAUGAGGGUCCUGUAUCUCGACAUGAAGACGCAGCGCGAUGCGAUGACGAUGGCGGCCUUCGUGAUGCUGGCGCUGGCGGCCUACGCGUUCUGGCGCUGAAGGAACGUGGCGUGACCUGACCUGACAGCAACAACAAGCACAACGGACAAUGGAUACCGUAGCAGUAGCCAACAGCACGAUCCACUACUUAGCAGUAACAAGUCAUGAGUAUUUUUCGGCUGUCACGUCUUGGAUUUAUUUUCUUCACCCGCUCCGCCUACAGAAGCCGCGUCGCGCCACCAGGAGCUCUGCUGCUGGUCUGAGGGGAGCGGCGCGCUCAGCGCUUCUUGAAGCCGUACUUCUUCCGCUCGUAGAAGAGGUCUGUCUU